AUCAGUCUGCCAUCUGAAGGAGUGGUGAGUGCACCCGGUCUGCAACCCCUGAUCAGCAGCAAAAGGGGCAACAAUUACCAGAAAUCAGGAGAAGACACUGGGAUUUAAACAUGAGGCUCCAAGCAUCUCUGCUGCUGCUAUUCCUACUGAAGAUUGGCACUGCAAGCUUAGUGAAUAGGAAGUGCGACCGUAACGAGUUCCAGUGCGGCGAUGGCGAAUGCAUUCCGCACAAGUGGGUCUGUGACGGCAGCCCGGAGUGCGACGACGAGUCCGACGAGUUCCCAGACACGUGCAAGUCCGCAACAUGCAGCUCCAACCAGUUCAGCUGUGGCGGGAGGAUAAAUCGCUGUAUUCCUUUAUCGUGGAAGUGCGAUUCUCAAAUUGACUGUGAAAACGCCUCGGACGAAGAGAACUGUCCGUCCAAGUCUUGUGGCGACGACGAGUUUCAGUGCCGCAGCGGGAAGUGCAUCUCCCUUUCCUAUGUGUGCGACGAGGACCACGACUGCGAUGACGGCAGCGACGAGGAUUCCUGUCCGGCCCCCACGUGCGCCCCGGCGUAUUUCCAGUGCCUCAACGACGGGAAAUGCAUUCCCAAGUUGUGGUCCUGUGACGGGGACAGCGACUGCGACGACGGAUCGGAUGAGCUUCAAUGCGAAGGGAACGAGCCCAUCAAGACCGACAAGCCAUGCGGCCAGCUGGACUUCCACUGCGGCAGCGGAGAAUGUAUACACAUGAGCUGGAGAUGUGACGGUGGAUUUGACUGCAAGGAUAAAUCUGACGAGAAGGACUGUGUUAAAGCCACUUGCCGGCCAGACGAGUUUCAGUGCAACGACGGGUCCUGUAUUCAUGGCAGCCGGCAGUGCGACCGCGAAUACGACUGCAAAGAUCUGAGCGAUGAGCGGGGCUGUGUGAACGUGACAAAAUGUGAAGGUCCUCAGAAGUUCCAGUGCCGCAGCGGAGAGUGCAUCUCCAUGGACAAAGUCUGCGACAGCAAUAGAGACUGCAGAGACUGGUCGGAUGAGCCCGUCAAAGGAUGCAGGGAAAACGAAUGCUUGAAAAGAAACGGCGGCUGUUCCCAUAUCUGCAAAGACCUUAAGAUUGGCUAUGAGUGUUUGUGCCCCGAGGGCUACAGGCUGGUAGAUGAGAGGCGGUGUGAAGAUAUCAACGAAUGCGAAAACCCAGACACCUGCAGCCAAAUCUGCAUCAAUCUGAUCGGCGGAUACAAGUGCGAAUGUAACGAGGGUUAUCAAAUGGAUCCAAUGACCAAGUCCUGCAAAGCCAUCGGAACCGUAGCUUACCUUUUCUUCACUAACCGCCAUGAGGUGAGGAAGAUGACGCUGGACCGGAGCGAAUACACCAGCUUUAUUCCACAUCUGAAAAACGUGGUGGCGUUGGAUAUGGAGAUAGACAGCAAAAAGAUCUACUGGUCGGACCUCUCUCAGAAGAAGAUUUACAGCGCUCUAAUGGACAAGGCACAUAACUUUUCCCACCACGCAACCGUGAUCGGUAAUGAAAUUCAGUCUCCGGAAGGUAUCGCCGUAGAUUGGGUCCAUGGCAACAUCUACUGGACCGACUCUGCAUUCAGCACCAUAUCUGUGGCCAACACAGAAGGAUCAAAGAGGAAAACUCUCUUUAAGGAGGGUCUGGCCAAGCCGCGCGACAUUGUGGUGGAUCCUUCCCAAGGGUUUAUGUACUGGACAGACUGGGGUCUGCCUGCCAAGAUUGAGAAAGGAGGCUUGAAUGGCGUGAACAGACAUACCCUGGUUUCAGAUGGAAUUGAAUGGCCCAACGGGAUCACCCUGGACUUCAUGAGUCAGAGGCUGUACUGGGUGGACUCCAAGCUUCACUCUCUGUCCAGUAUCGAUGCCACCGGAGAUAACCGGAAGACCGUAAUAGUCGACGAAGAACACUUGGCUCAUCCUUUCUCCCUUGCUGUCUUUGAAGACCUUGUAUUUUGGACCGACAACGAGAAAGAAGCCAUAUUCAGCGCCAACAGACUUACCGGAGAGAACAUUGUGAAAGUCGCCGAAGAUCUGUCCUCUCCGGACGAUAUUGUCUUGUACCACAACAUGAGACAACCUAAAGCUCAGAACUGGUGUCAAUCUCACCAUCUUGGCAAUGGCGGUUGUGAAUAUUUGUGCCUGCCAGCCCCGCAUGUCAACAGCCAUUCCCCAAAGUUCACGUGCGCCUGUCCCGAUGGCUUGCACUUGGGGCCAGACAUGAGAAGCUGCGUGGCAGAAACGAAUACUCCGGAGGUUGCUCCUUUUACAACUCCUGUUGCUACCACUGCGACCAUGAAGAGUACGACCCUCGCAAAGAUUACUACAGCAGCAAGGAGGCCUUCUACCGCCCCUCCACAGCCACCAAGACAAGCCUCAACUACUACUGUUACUACCACUACUACUACUACCACCCCCGUCACCACCUCUACAGCCCCCACCCCACAGAGCAAUACAGAAAAAUCCCUGACCUUCACCACCCAAUCAGACCAAGAUCGGAAUGUACUUGGUGCAGACGCUGCAACUUCCCACUCGAGUCCCACCGCCCUUUAUAUCGUGAUUCCCAUCGUGCUGCUCUGUUUGAUUGCCUUCGGGGGGUUCCUCCUGUGGAAGAACUGGAGACUGAAGAACACCAUCAGCAUUAACUUCGACAAUCCCGUGUACCAGAAAACCACGGAAGAGGACGAGAUUCACAUAUGCCGGAGCCCGGACGGAUACACCUACCCAUCGAGACAGAUGGUGAGCUUGGAAGACGACGCCGCAUGAACAACUGUUAGCCGCUCAGUGCCUAUCGCCCAACUCUGCUGCUCAAUUCUAUAUCAGGGGCAACGACCACAAAAGCCAAAGUCUAUUCAUACGUCCGUCCGCGCCUGCGGUGCACACGGGCCUGCCUGCGCAGCUUGAAUUUUGAGACUUUAUUUUUUUUUGUCUACCGUCCAAAGUACUUGUAUAGUUUUUUUUCUUCACAAAUUAUGUUCGGUUUAUCGUUACGUUUCUUUUUUUUUCUGGGAAAUAAUCCUGUGGAAAUUGUGCCAUUUCCCCCCCCCCCCUUCUUUAUUUGCACUUCCGUUCGCCAUGAGAGGAGAAAACCGAGGAGGCUUGUGAAGGACUCUAAAAAACUGGAUGAUGACAAAAUAUCUACAUCAUAACAGCACUGAGGGACCAUAAAGGACAGAACAACCUGAUUGGUUUUAUUUUAUAUAUAUAUAUAGAUAUUUUGUUUUUUCUUUUUGAUGUAAAAAGCACAAAAUCUUUAAAACACUAAAGAACUGCUGGGAGGCGCUUUAAACAUGCAGAACUUAUCGAGAACUGUGGAUGCGGACGUCUCCGGGCCGCCUGAUACGCCAAGCGGCUCUGGGGUUAUUCUCAGGAUCGGAGUUACAGCCAUUCUCGGAACAUUCUUCCUAACCAAACGUGUAGCGAGCCACAAACGGCCACGAUUUGCCAACAAGUGCCUAUUCUGCCGCCGUUAUGUCAUUUUGUUUGCCUGUUUCUCUGUCGCUCGCCCUCCGUCUGCACUUUUUCUGUUGCGAAUUCAUGUUGCUUUUUUUUUUUUUUAUUAUUAUUUUUUUAUAAAUAGCAUCUU
Messenger RNA from Spea bombifrons (plains spadefoot toad), 3585 nucleotides. RefSeq names its product low density lipoprotein receptor (gene LDLR). The transcript is spliced from 18 exons. Bases 111 to 2765 code for a protein of 884 amino acids. NCBI's taxonomy places the organism in Eukaryota, Metazoa, Chordata, Amphibia, Anura, Pelobatidae. The record is from RefSeq and is a predicted model, not a curated record. Gene Ontology annotation, molecular function: protein binding; calcium ion binding.